AUGAUCGAUCACAAUACUACUGUCAUCGAAGCGAUGGCUGAGUUGAAACGUCAGGAGCGAGUGGAGGCGUACAACUCUCUUGAGAAAUCCAAACUGAGCACUGGUUUCCUCACUGGACAAUUGCUCAAGGAACUACAGGACAAGGUGCUGGGAAUAUCUAGGAGAAAAAUGGCACUCUAUUCCACGCAUGAUGCCACUAUAACUUCACUUCUGUACAACCUUGGAGUUUCGAAUCACCUCCUACCUCCUUAUACGAGUACAAUUUUGAUCGAGCUGCACAAAAUGGAUGAUCAGCAUUUCAUAAAGAUACUCUACCGUAAUUCAAGUAGAGAAGCUUUUCCACUGCAACUCCCAUCCUGCACAGCGCUUUGCCCUUGGCGAGAUUUUGUGCGAUUCGCAGCGCCACGAUCGUUCCAGACAAGAGAGGAAUUCGAAGCAGCUUGCGAAAAUCGGCGGAAUACUCGAAAAAAUUACUUGGAGGAACGAACGCCUACAAAAUCAUUUAAUCCAGAGCUAAUUGCAGCAGCUGGAUACUUUUUCCUACUGAUGGCUGUCAUGUACUUCUACACCACAUUGCCUAGCAAAAGCCUCUUUUGGCUAAAAGCUAAUGUUUUGGAACCAUAG
Strongylus vulgaris is the source of this 624-nucleotide messenger RNA. Lineage: Eukaryota; Metazoa; Nematoda; Chromadorea; Rhabditida; Strongylidae. The record is from the annotation of a GenBank genome assembly.